GACAGCCCCGCGAGCGCAGCUAUAUAUCACACGCUGGAGCGCGAGAGAGGCAGAACCGCCAGUACCUCCGGCGCGAGGAACAUGCGGAGAAUGCAGAGAUUCCAUCGCGCGCGCAAAAAUUCCAACGACUGCUGCAGCGCGCGCACACACAGCGAGACCGCGCGGCUGUGACGGGAGCCAUCCGGAGCUGCGCUCCCACAUUUCAUUAACGAUCCAGUGACGCUGUGGCGGGAAACACCAGGAAUAAUUACUUUAUUAACGACCUGAGCGCGAGCAGGUGGACAAGAAACGGAGCUCCGCGCGCUUCCGCAGCCAUGGAGAAGACGCGCACCUCCGCGUGACGCCGCUGAGGGGAGAGAGGGACUCUGAACGUGUCGUUUAUCCUGUUUUCUCUUUUUUCCUCCCUGGUUUCCAUUCGCGCCUCGCGCAAUGCCUCGCUCCAUCCUCGCGCUCCCGCUGCUGCUGCUGUCCUUGCUGUGCCUCGCGCGUGAGAGUGCGUGCCAGCACUACUACGCGCUGCGUCCGGCGCCCAGCGACGCCCUGCCGCUCGUGGAGCUGCACGAGGACCCGGAUCCCGCGCUGGACCCCGGGGAGCGCGACCUGAACGAGACCGAGUUGAGGCGCGCGCUCGGACACUUUGACGCGCGCUUCCUGUCCACAACGCCUCCGCUGCCUCCGGAGCAAGAGCAGCGAGAGCACGAGCGCCACCUCGCGGGUGGCAGCGGCGACCUGGGACUGAAGAAGAAGAUGAAGAAAAAGCUGCAGCAGCAGAAGAAAAAGCGGCGGAGGCGCCUGUGGCUGCGCGAGCGCACGCUCUGCCCCGUGGCUCACGCGUGGAGCGACCUGGGCGCGCGCUUCUGGCCACGCUACGUGCGCCUCGGUAGCUGCAGCCGCGAGCGCUCGUGCUCGGUUCCCCCUGGGAUGCUGUGCACGUCCGCCGCAUCCACGCACGUGACGCUGCUGCGCUGGAGAUGCGCGAGACGAGGGACGCUCAAGUGCGCCUGGAUCCGCGUGCACUAUCCCGUCAUUACUGAGUGCAAGUGUUCGUGCACGAGCAGCUGACGUGAACUGAAGGUUGCGUUUUAAUAGGCUGCAUAUAUAUGGACUGCAUUGUAAUAUUUUUUUGUUGUUG
This is a messenger RNA of Pygocentrus nattereri (red-bellied piranha), 1132 nucleotides long. It is a transcript of the gene nog1, whose product is annotated as noggin 1. The record is from RefSeq and is a predicted model, not a curated record. Gene Ontology annotation, biological process: negative regulation of BMP signaling pathway; negative regulation of cell differentiation; osteoblast differentiation. Bases 430 to 1062 code for a protein of 210 amino acids. NCBI's taxonomy places the organism in Eukaryota, Metazoa, Chordata, Actinopteri, Characiformes, Serrasalmidae. The transcript has a single exon.